This is a messenger RNA of Nothobranchius furzeri (turquoise killifish), 956 nucleotides long. RefSeq names its product ferritin, heavy polypeptide 1a (gene fth1a). Gene Ontology annotation, molecular function: ferrous iron binding; ferric iron binding. Gene Ontology annotation, cellular component: cytoplasm. NCBI's taxonomy places the organism in Eukaryota, Metazoa, Chordata, Actinopteri, Cyprinodontiformes, Nothobranchiidae. Gene Ontology annotation, biological process: intracellular iron ion homeostasis; iron ion transport. The record is from RefSeq and is a predicted model, not a curated record.
ACACUAGCAUAUAUAAAUCGAGAUAGCACCGUACACUUGCACAGUUCAUCCUCUUUCGGCGGACAGUGAAGGUUACCUGCUUCAACAGUGCUUGAACGGCAACCUUUUCACUGCCCAGAACCUCUCUGGACGAAACUAUCGCUUUAACAACUCUGCUUAAUAUCCAGAAGCUUGAACUUGAAGCUAAAUCGUUAUUUUAGCUAAGGAGCUAACUGUUUUGCUAACAGCGCAAUAUCAAAGACCUCCUCAGAAAAGAACUAUGACUUCCCAGGUGAGACAGAACUUCCACCAGGACUGCGAGGCUGCAAUCAACAGGCAGAUCAACCUGGAGCUGUAUGCCUCCUACGUUUACCUGUCUAUGUCGUACUACUUUGAUCGGGAUGAUGUUGCAUUGUCCAACUUUGCAAAGUACUUCCGUGAGCAGUCGCAUGAGGAGCGUGAUCAUGCGGAGAAGCUCAUGAAACUGCAGAACAAGAGGGGUGGAAGGAUCUUUCUGCAAGAUGUCAAGAAACCAGACAGGGAUGAGUGGGGUAGUGGUGUCGAGGCUCUUGAAUGCGCCCUGCAGCUUGAGAGAAGUGUGAACCAGUCACUACUGGACUGCCACAAGCUGUGCUCUACUCAUAAUGACCCACAUCUGUGCGAUUUCAUCGAGACUCAUUACCUGGAUGAGCAGGUGAAGUCCAUCAAACAGCUGGGAGAUUAUGUGACCAACCUGCGCCGCAUGGGAGCACCUCAGAACGGCUUGGCUGAAUACCUGUUCGACAAGCACACUCUGGGUGGCGAGAGCAGCUAAAUCGGAUCAAACAGCUGGGCUACAUUCAUGUUAACAUUUAAGCCACUAGUUUAAUGUCAUCUGCAUUUUAAACCCUUUAGUUGCAUGAGAUCCCUCCACUAGCUCUUAGCUUUGCUUGUUACAUUCUUGUGAAAUGCCUAAUAAAAACCAAAUGAACCAGAAA